UUCAUAAUGUCCGAAACGUCAAACUUCCUUCACAACAUACUCGGAGAUACACAUCAGGGCAGGCUUGUUGAUAAACUGGGAAAUUUUGCAACUGAGAACUAUGGAGAGAAAGGACUUCAAUUCUUCAACACUUUGACUGUUGCUCAAGUACUGUACCAGCUGUAUGAGGCCCGUGAAGAGAAACGUGACGGUGCCCGAAAAGUGCUUGGUAAAAUAACAACUGACAAAAUCAAUGACUACUGCAAGAAUGAAAAGGAUGCUGAUAAACAGAAAGCAUUUGCUGCCAAAGAACUGGCAAUUUACGAGCGUGCUAUUAAUUCUAUGUAGAGGAUAUGCUGCAGUGGAGUUUCAGUCGUGUGAACUUGUGAUACUUUAAUGAUGAAAAUGCUGUGUGGUUGCAGAGAUCACGGUUAUUGACAGUGUUACUAGUGAUGUUUGUAGAUAGUUGAAAUAGAAUACGAAGAGUGUGACUUCUGUAGAGAAUCUGAUUUAUAGAUGAAAUUAUUUGUUUGUGAAAGAGUGGAUUCAGCUUAUCGUGUGCCUCACGGCACUUCACAUAAAACUAACUGACAGGGAUAAAAAAAUAUUAGCUAGUUUAUGCUUGAGAUCUAGUAAAUUUCUUGAAAUUGAUAUAUGAUCGUGAUAUAUCCAGAUGGAGUAUUUCAAAUUUUUUGUUCAGUUUGACUUUAUAAACGCUUUUAUACGCUAAAUGGGCAUUGUACUGAACCUGUAAAUGCCAUAUUUAGUGCAUGCCGUACCUAUAUUAUUUAGAAUAGUGCAGUGUUAUAAGUUCCCAUUUGAAAGUUCAGCCCGAUUAUAUUUUGUUCCGUCCUUGAGUAUUAUGCCAGGCCAUGUUUAAAUGUUAACUUGAGCUCUGCCAAAACUGUGAAUUUUAAAGCUGUAUUUGCCCCGUCUCCUAUUGAGUCGAUAGAAUGUGUAUAGUUAUUAUUAGAUUUUUGUAUUUUACGAGUUCUACUUUUGAGCUAUAAUUUCUUGAUAAUUUUCAGUUUAAAUCAUGUAUAUAUUAUGUCUAUUUUGUUUGAUCCUAUAAAUGACUUUUGUCCCAGUAAUUUCUUUCGUGAUAUUCUCUCUAUUUUCGGGUUCCUCUACAAUAAAAAUUCAAUUAAGAUCUAUUUUUGGAUCUCAGAAAACUUAUGAAGUUUAUAUCCUGGAAAUCUAUAAAAUUAUAAUUGUCACCAUGUUGUUAUUUUCAUUUUGUUGACAAAAUGUAACCUCCUCUAAAUUCCCAUGGAAAUAUAAAUUCCUAACUUAUUUGUUUCAGUCAUGGCGGCUGAGAAGAAGAACCCCAUGAAGGAUAUCAGCAUCACCAAGCUGUGCCUGAACAUCUGUGUAGGAGAAUCUGGUGACAGACUGACCCGUGCCGCUAAGGUCCUGGAACAGCUGUCCGGUCAGGAGCCUUGCUUCUCCAAAGCUCGCUUCACUGUCAGAUCUUUCGGUAUCAGACGUAACGAGAAAAUCUCAUGUUGGUGCACCGUCCGUGGCGCCAAAGCAGAGGAGAUCCUCGAGCGUGGCCUCAAAGUCAAGGAAUACGAGCUGUGGAAGGGAUGUUUCUCUGAGGAGGGUAACUUCGGCUUCGGUAUUGACGAGCAUAUCGACUUGGGAAUUAAGUACGAUCCCAGCAUUGGUAUCUAUGGUAUGGACUUUUAUGUAGUUCUGGGUAGACCCGGAUACAGAGUUAGAUACAGACGCGCCAAGAACUCCAGGAUCGGAACCAAGCACAAGGUCGGCAAGGAAGAAGCCAAGAAGUGGUUCCAGACCAAAUUUGACGGCAUCUUAACGAACAAGAAAACCUAAUAAUUUUUAAAUGGAUUUUUAUUUAUUCUGGAA
Messenger RNA from Bolinopsis microptera, 1848 nucleotides. RefSeq names its product large ribosomal subunit protein uL5-like. The transcript has 2 exons. Gene Ontology annotation, cellular component: ribosome; cytosolic large ribosomal subunit. Lineage: Eukaryota; Metazoa; Ctenophora; Tentaculata; Lobata; Bolinopsidae. The record is from RefSeq and is a predicted model, not a curated record. Gene Ontology annotation, biological process: translation. Bases 1285 to 1815 code for a protein of 176 amino acids. Gene Ontology annotation, molecular function: RNA binding; structural constituent of ribosome.